AUGAUUUAUCCCAUUAUUUUGCACGUUUUUGGUGAAAAAUAUACUAAAACCCAUAAUCACAAUAUGCCUUUAAUGAUGACGGGUAAAAGUAUUGGAUCAGAACUUCUUCCCAACUCUUUUGACCGUAAUAAACAAAGUGCAACAACAGAAGAAUUUAUAAAUCAAAAUAUCUUUAAAGCUGAUUUGAAGCUGAGAAAAAUGGAUAAAGGCGGCAAAUAUUUGCCAAUAUUCAAGGGUGAUUUUGAAAAAAUUAAGGAUUGGAAAAAUUUAUACAUCAAAAAUAAUAUCACGUUAGAAUCAACUUUGACCAUUCAUUGGGAGAAUGGUACUAUGGGGGAUCAUUUUCAUAAGACAUACAAAUACAACCAAAAUUGCCCAAUUAUGAUCCACUUAAGAAACGAUGCUGUAAUAAGAUCCUUCAAUUCGUCCAAUGUUCGAGGAUUUGAUCUAGACGUAACAGGGGAAGAAAUCAAAAUAACGUACCGUUUACACGAUGGAAAAUUGAAAAAUUUAAACUAUCCUGGGUAUUAUUUGGUGAGUCUAUUCUUCGCAAGAGGAUGCCAUAAUCCUCUCCAGGACAUCAGGAACAUGACACUCAAUUUUCAUCUUGACAUAUUUAGUUACGAAACUAACAUUUACGAUAUACCAGUUGUUAAAUAA
Gordionus sp. m RMFG-2023 is the source of this 660-nucleotide messenger RNA. RefSeq lists its product as uncharacterized. NCBI's taxonomy places the organism in Eukaryota, Metazoa, Nematomorpha, Gordioida, Chordodea, Parachordodidae. The transcript is spliced from 5 exons. The record is from RefSeq and is a predicted model, not a curated record. The coding region runs from base 1 to 660 and encodes 219 amino acids.